GGUUGCGGGCAGGAGACGCUCUGUCCCACGCUCUCCCAGUGCUCGGUGGUUUAAAGAUGGCGGCAGCGGCAGUAGCGGCAGCAUUGGGGGCGCGGAGCCGCGGGAUGGGAAGGGAAAAGGAGAACCUGUGAGGCGUCGGGAGGCGGCGCGGCGCCUGCUGUGAGGAGUCGGGUGCGGAGCCGCAGGCGGCCGGACCGCUCAGGGCCGGGGCCCGGGUUGGGAAGGAGAGGCCGGAGCAGCGCCUGGAAUCCCGAGGCCGGAGCCGGGGAGGAAUGUGACCAGGGGUCGUCGGGGGCGCGGGAGUAAGCGAGCGCAGGGAUGGGGCAGCAGGUGGGCCGCGUCGGGGAGGCUCCGGGGCUUCAGCAGUCGCAAGCCCGCGGGAUCCGGGGCAGCAGCGCAGCCAGGCCCUCCGGUCGCAGGCGGGACUUGGUGGGGCGCACCGCAGAGGCCGGCUUCAAUAUCUUCACCCAGCAUGAUCACUUUGCCAGCUGUUUGGAGGAUGGAUUUGAGGGAGACAAGACUGGAGGCAGUAGUCCAGAAGCCUUGCACCGCCCCUACGGUUGUGAUGUUGAACCCCAGGCCCUGAACGAAGCCAUCAGGUGGAGCUCCAAGGAGAACCUGCUCGGAGCCACCGAGAGUGACCCUAAUCUCUUUGUUGCACUUUAUGAUUUUGUAGCAAGUGGUGAUAACACACUCAGCAUCACUAAAGGUGAAAAGCUCCGAGUCCUUGGUUACAACCAGAAUGGUGAGUGGAGUGAAGUUCGCUCUAAGAAUGGCCAAGGCUGGGUGCCAAGCAACUACAUCACCCCUGUGAACAGCCUGGAAAAACAUUCCUGGUACCAUGGACCUGUGUCUCGCAGUGCAGCAGAGUACCUACUCAGCAGUCUAAUCAAUGGCAGCUUCCUGGUGCGAGAGAGUGAGAGCAGCCCCGGGCAGCUGUCAAUCUCGCUUAGGUACGAGGGGCGUGUAUAUCACUACAGGAUCAAUACCACCACAGAUGGCAAGGUAUAUGUAACUGCCGAGAGCCGCUUCAGCACCUUGGCCGAGCUUGUUCACCAUCACUCCACGGUGGCUGAUGGGCUGGUGACAACCUUGCACUAUCCGGCCCCCAAGUGUAAUAAGCCUACAGUCUACGGUGUGUCCCCCAUCCACGACAAGUGGGAAAUGGAACGAACAGAUAUUACCAUGAAGCACAAACUUGGAGGUGGUCAGUAUGGAGAGGUUUACGUUGGCGUCUGGAAGAAAUACAGCCUUACAGUUGCUGUGAAAACGUUGAAGGAAGAUACUAUGGAGGUGGAGGAAUUUCUCAAGGAAGCUGCAGUGAUGAAGGAAAUCAAGCAUCCUAACCUGGUACAGCUAUUAGGUGUGUGUACCUUGGAGCCACCAUUUUACAUUGUGACUGAAUACAUGCCUUAUGGGAACUUGCUUGAUUAUCUCCGAGAAUGCAACCGAGAAGAGGUGACUGCAGUUGUGCUGCUUUACAUGGCCACUCAGAUCUCAUCUGCAAUGGAGUAUUUAGAGAAGAAGAAUUUCAUCCAUAGGGAUCUUGCAGCUCGGAACUGCCUGGUGGGAGAAAACCAUGUGGUGAAAGUGGCUGACUUUGGCUUAAGUAGAUUGAUGACUGGAGACACCUAUACUGCUCACGCUGGAGCCAAAUUUCCUAUUAAGUGGACAGCACCAGAGAGUCUUGCCUACAAUACCUUCUCAAUCAAAUCUGACGUCUGGGCGUUUGGGGUGCUCUUAUGGGAAAUUGCUACAUAUGGAAUGUCACCAUAUCCAGGUAUUGACCUGUCUCAGGUCUAUGAUCUACUGGAAAAAGGAUACCGAAUGGAGCAGCCCGAAGGAUGUCCCCCUAAGGUGUAUGAACUUAUGAGAGCAUGCUGGAAGUGGAGCCCUGCAGAUAGGCCCUCUUUUGCAGAAACACAUCAAGCUUUUGAAACCAUGUUCCACGACUCUAGCAUUUCUGAAGAGGUUGCUGAGGAGCUUGGGAGGGCCGCUGCCGCCUCAUCUGUGGUUCCGUAUCUGCCCCGACUGCCUCUGCUCCCUUCCAAGACCCGGACGCUGAAGAAGCAGGGGGAGAACAAGGAGAACAUCGAGGGGGCACAAGAUGCCACAGAAAAUUCUGCUUCUAGUUCAGCACCAGGGUUCAUUAGAAGUGCACAGGCCCCCAGUGGGUCCCCAGCACUGCCUCGAAAGCAGAGAGACAAGUCACCCAGCAGCCUCUUGGAAGAUGCCAAAGAGACAUGCUUCACCAGAGAUAGGAAGGGAGGCUUCUUCAGCUCCUUUAUGAAAAAGAGAAACGCUCCCACACCCCCCAAACGCAGCAGCUCCUUCCGAGAAAUGGAGAACCAGCCCCACAAGAAAUACGAACUGACGGGGCUUCCAGAGCAGGAUAGGAUGGCAAUGACCCUUCCCAGGAACUGCCAGAGGUCCAAACUCCAGCUGGAAAGGACAGUGUCCACCUCUUCUCAGCCAGAAGAGAAUGUAGACAGGGCCAAUGACACGCUUCCAAAAAAAUCAGAGGAAGGUGCUGCUCCGACCAGGGAGAGACCAAAAGCCAAACUUUUGCCCAGAGGAGGCACCGCUCUUCCUCUUAGAACCCCCACUGGGGAUCCAGCCACUACAGAGAAGGAUUCUCCAGGGUUGGGGGUGGCUGGAGCGGCAGCUGCCCCCAAGAGCAAGGAGAGGAAUGGUGGGGCACGACUUGGCAUGGCUGGAGUCCCAGAGGAUGGCGAGCAGACCGGCUGGGCUUCUCCAGCCAAGACUGCUGCGGUCCUCCCAACCACUCAUAACCACAAAGUGCCCGUCCUUAUCUCACCCACUCUGAAGCACACUCCAGCUGACGUGCAGCUCAUUGGCACAGACUCUCAGGGGAAUAAAUUCAAGCUCUUAUCAGAGCAUCAGGUCACUUCCUCUGGAGACAAGGACCGACCCCGCCGGGUAAAACCAAAGUGUGCCCCACCCCCACCACCAGUGAUGAGACUACUGCAGCAUCCGUCCGUGUGCUCAGACUCCACGGAAGAGCCAGUCGCCCCGACUGCAGUCCAGCCCAAGUCAGAAACACAGGAGGGAGGGAAAAAGGCGGCUCCAGGGGCAGUGCCCAUCAGUGGGAAAGCUGGGAGGCCUGUGAUGCCUCCACCUCAAGUGCCUCUGCCCACAUCUUCCAUCUCGCCAGCCAAAAUGGCCAACGGCACAGCAGGUACUAAAGUGGCUCUGAGAAAAACCAAACAGGCGGCUGAGAAAAUCUCAGCCGACAAAAUCAGCAAGGAGGCCCUGCUGGAAUGUGCUGACCUACUGUCCAGUGCAAUCACGGAACCUGUGCCCAACAGCCAGCUGGUGGACACUGGCCACCAGCUGCUCGACUACUGCUCAGGCUAUGUGGACUGCAUCCCCCAAACUCGCAACAAAUUUGCCUUCCGAGAGGCUGUGAGCAAACUGGAACUCAGCCUGCAGGAGCUGCAGGUGUCUUCCGCAGCUGCUGGCGUGCCCGGGGCAAACCCUGUCCUUAACAACUUACUGUCGUGUGUACAGGAAAUCAGUGAUGUGGUGCAGAGGUAGCCACUGGUAGCCAGGUGGGAAGAUGCACACGUUUCUGAGGGGAGAGGGAAAGGGACUUGUUUUACUUGUGUUCUUGUUUCAGAAAAUGGAAGACUGAUACUUGAGUGUGUUUCUGUGAAGUACCUCAGAUCUCUGAGUUCUCACGUUUACAGGUUCAUCUCAAAAAUAACAAAAAGCAAAAUCCAUGAGAGAGAGGGAAAAUAGAUGGGGGGCAGGGCAGUUGUGGGCCAAAUCAGAAGCUGCACUGAAGCAUCAGGGACAUGUGCCUGUCGAGCUACGAAGGACCGAGUCCAGCCUGUCCUUACCUGGAGUGAUGUGAGCUGGCCAAACAGAGCUGUCGAGCGAGGCCGCUGGGUCUGUGCCCAGACAACGGGGUGGCUGUGGCUCUCAGUUUGCACCACAUGGAAGGGAAUUGACUAGGGGCUCCAGUAGGUACUAGUGGUACUGAUCUCAGUGAGUGGGUGGGGACGAGGCCAAGAGGUUUUGUUCAAGGCUGUUGGAAGCUGCUGUUAGCCUUUCUCCCACAAGGUCACGGCUGCAGUAAGAGCUGCAGCUCAGAUGGCUAGAUGCAAAACUGGGAAACGUGGCCCUUUCUGUACACGCCUGUCCUUUUGUCUGUUGGUGUGUUAGUGGUGCUGGAGAUAAAGAAUGCUAGGAUGUGUGUUCAGGGAGAUUGAAACCUCCUCCUACGUUGUAUACUGCCUAGCAGAAGCCACUUCUCCCAGGCUCGUGUAUGAUUUCAUAAUGGGUGAGGAUGGGCUUUGUGCUCAUUGGUGCCUAUCUGUGAUCCAUAGGCAUAGGGGGUGUCUGGUGGUUUUUCUCUGCCCCUUGCUGGGCAGGCUGUCUUCCUCUGUCCUGGCAGCAUUCAGGGCAUUAACCAGCAUUGAACACUAUUGAAAAUAACAGUCCUGGACAAGGGCUCUCAGGAGAGUCCCUGCAUACUGACGUACUGGCCAAGGACUUGAGCAGCUAUAUAUGUUUCUUUAUCAACUAAAGUGCCAGGGAAAGGGUGUCUUCUUGAAACCCAGCAUUCAGCCGAGGAGCCUGUGACUGAGGGGAAAAGCUGGCUUGGUCCUAAUGACUCUUUCUCUGUACCUUUCCUCUCCCUUAUCACCUUAGACCCAAUCCAGGUAGAGAGUGGGGAGAAGCAUUCUCUCACUGUGUGGAUUUCAAAUGAAUCACCCUAAGUUAUUGUCACAUGCUUUUCUUCUUUCACUGACUCCCCCUGCCAAUUGUUGUGCUUGUUUGUAAAGAUCAUAUCGGAAAUACUCUUUGAUAUUUAUUUUUUCGUUUCACCUCUAUUUACAUAUGCAUAAUUGAAGGAGCAGGUCAUUUUCAGGGGACGCCAAUUAGAUCUUGGAAACCUAAUGGUUCCUUUUCCUUCCCUAUUCAGUUAUUGUUACAGAAGUUAAUUAGGAUCACUUCUGAAUUUAGAACCAAAUCUAAUUGGUUAGAUGUUAUUAAUACUCUCGAUACCAGGUCUAAGUCCAGUGACCACUUCAUUCUCUUUUUAAAACUUUAUGCCCCCUCCAUUCCUGCCUCCAAAGAGAAUGCAAUAUUUUUUAAAAACAUUAUUUUUUUCUCCCAAAGGAAUAUUAACUUAGGAAGAUAGGAAUUCAACACUGGUGGACAGUGAGUUUUCUUCCUGGCUCUGUCAUUGAUCCACUGUCAGCCCCAUCGCCCCUUCUCUUAAUCUAUUAAAUGGAGGUAAUGAUACAUGUUCUCAAGGAUGUUUUGCAAAUAAGUGUAUAAUUAUCCCUUUGAGAGCCUCUCUGGAAAGCUCUUUAGUGCUGUAUUGUUAUGUAUGAAUACGCGUUUUUCAUUCUCCUUUUUCAUCAUCUUUGCUUGGUAGCAGAUGAUGAACUUUAAAACUGCUGAGAUUAUACUAAUCAGGCUAAGGGGAAAAAUGGUUUUGGACAGAGUUUGGCAUCUUUGACCAAGAAGAAAUUUUAGUUUUCAUUAGAAAGAAAGGAAUUGAUUCUUUCUAUGGGUGUUCCAGAGGAGUCCCAGGCAAAAAGAAUAAAAAGCAGGGAGGAGACAGUAUUGGGCAUUCCUUUCAAGGGUUGGGUGGUCCCUCUUGACUGUUACUCGUUGGUGGAACACAGGCAACCGGAGAUCUGGCUGAUCUCUUUGUACUGUUUAGAAGAAUUCCUUUAACUUGGAUUUGAAAACCAACAGUCCUCUGGCCACCUGCUUCUUUGCCACUCUCCUUCAUCAUAUACUUCCAUAAACUUGAAAUUGUUUUAGCAAUUAGCCUUUUAAGGGUGGGGCAGGGAGAGCUAAAACUUUAGAAUAUUAUUAUGCUGCUUUUAAGUUUAUCCCUGUCAUUGUGGAUGCAAGUUGAGGGAUUAGAAUUGUUUUUCAGGGGAUUUUCUUUCUUUCUUUCUUUCUUUUUUUUUUUAAAGCAAGGGGUCUUUUCUUGAGAGCUCUGAAAAUAAGCCUUGGAGGAACACUACUGAGUGUAUUUAAGCUCCCUGGUUUUCUCACCGAAGAGCAGUCUUUGAGGGUGAGGGCUGGGUCUUACUCAGGGGUAGCACCUGGCUCUGUCUCAUUCAUAGUAGGUGCUCAGUAUGUCCAUGGUGGAUUUUCAUUUGUCCCUCAACACUGUCAAGAGUAGCAUUGACUGUUGCAGCACACUCCAUCCACGUGAUGCUUUAACUGCAACUUCAGGAGUUGAGGGCUCAGGGUUCGGGUUAAAGAGACACUGUCAACUUACUAUGAAAAUGUAACUUAGGUUUUUUUCCUUUUUCUACUUGAAAGGGACCAGAUUUUUUAAAAACUAACCAUAUAUAAAUUUAAGCAUUUGAAUUCAAAGCAGAGAAAAUUACUUUUAGAAACUAAAAAUGUAGUUUAAUUCUGUCUAGUUUAAAAACAAAGCAGACAGCAAAAGCAAAAGCCCUUCUACAAGGUGUUGAAAACUUUCUAAAGUGGUUACAUGUGUGCGUCCCUUUGGGGUUGCCACAGAUGGAGUCUUCUCAUGUACAGAUCAUACGAUUUCAGUUUAGAUUUACUACCUUACAAUGCAGUGUUGUGUAAAAUGCAUCUUGUUUGUGCUUUACAUGAAGUAUUUUCUUAAAAGGCUUUGUGUACAAUUAAAAUGUGUAUAUUUUCCUACAGAUCUCCAUUGUGACUUUCAGAGAUAUAGCCUUAAAAAAAAAUUGGUCCUGAGAAAUUUAUUCAGUGUUUUUCCAGGUAGCCUCUAUACAUUGAGGUUAUUAGGUCUCCACUAGACCCAGUGGCACCCCACUCCAGUACUCUUGCCUGGAAUAUCCCAUGGGCGGAGGAGCCUGGUAGGU
This is a messenger RNA of Capra hircus (goat), 6854 nucleotides long. RefSeq names its product ABL proto-oncogene 2, non-receptor tyrosine kinase (gene ABL2). Gene Ontology annotation, molecular function: ATP binding; non-membrane spanning protein tyrosine kinase activity; protein binding. The coding region runs from base 319 to 3558 and encodes 1079 amino acids. The transcript is spliced from 13 exons. Lineage: Eukaryota; Metazoa; Chordata; Mammalia; Artiodactyla; Bovidae. The record is from RefSeq and is a predicted model, not a curated record. Gene Ontology annotation, biological process: protein phosphorylation; regulation of apoptotic process.